This is a messenger RNA of Rubroshorea leprosula, 1442 nucleotides long. The record is from the annotation of a GenBank genome assembly. Lineage: Eukaryota; Viridiplantae; Streptophyta; Magnoliopsida; Malvales; Dipterocarpaceae.
AGCAGCUACUUUCGUCUCCGGUCCGCCAUGGCUUCGGCUGCUUUCUCCAUGGCCAUACCAUCUCUUCAGAAGAAUGCCAAGGGAUUUGCAGACUUCUCGGGUUUACGCAACUCUACAAGUCUUCCCUUUGUCCCCACCAACAAAACCUCUGAUGAUUUCCUUUCAGUCAUUGCUUUCCAGACCUCAGCUAAUGGAAAUGAAGGAUACAGGAGAGGUGUGCCAGUUGCCAAGCUCAAGGUGGCAAUAAAUGGAUUUGGUAGAAUUGGCAGGAAUUUCUUGAGGUGCUGGCACGGCCGCAAGGACUCCCCGCUGGAUGUCAUUGCUAUUAACGACACUGGCGGUGUCAAGCAGGCCUCCCACCUCCUCAAGUACGACUCUACUCUCGGCAUCUUUGAAGCUAAUGUCAAACCUGUUGGCGAUGAUGCCAUCUCCGUUGAUGGCAAGGUCAUCAAGGUCGUCUCCAACCGCAAUCCCGCCAACUUGCCCUGGAAAGAUUUGGGGAUAGACCUGGUGAUCGAAGGAACAGGGGUGUUUGUUGAUAGAGAAGGUGCAGGCAAACACAUUCAGGCAGGAGCCAAGAAAGUGCUCAUUACUGCCCCUGGCAAGGGUGACAUCCCCACCUAUGUUGUUGGAGUUAAUGCCGAGGGUUACAGUCCAGAUGAGCCUAUCAUCAGCAACGCUUCUUGUACCACCAAUUGCCUUGCUCCCUUUGUCAAGGUCCUCGACCAGAAGUUUGGUAUUAUCAAGGGUACCAUGACAACAACUCACUCCUACACUGGUGACCAGAGGCUGCUUGAUGCCAGCCACCGUGACCUCAGGCGUGCAAGAGCUGCUGCUCUUAACAUUGUUCCAACUUCAACUGGUGCAGCAAAGGCUGUAGCCCUGGUCCUCCCAACUCUUAAAGGCAAACUCAAUGGCAUUGCUUUGCGUGUACCAACACCCAAUGUGUCAGUAGUUGACCUAGUUGUCCAAGUUUCCAAAAAGACCUUUGCCGAAGAGGUGAAUGCCGCCUUCAGAGAGAGUGCCGAUAAAGAGCUUAGGGGCAUCCUCUCCGUCUGUGAUGAGCCUCUUGUUUCAGUGGACUUCAGAUGCACUGAUGUCUCCUCAACUGUUGAUGCAUCACUCACCAUGGUUAUGGGAGAUGAUAUGGUUAAGGUGAUUGCUUGGUAUGACAAUGAGUGGGGCUACUCUCAAAGGGUUGUGGAUUUGGCUGACAUAGUUGCCAACAACUGGAAGUGAAUAAAGUAAUUAAGAUCAUUUCUAUCUUGCUACCUUUGGAUUAAUAUUUUUGGCUUUGCUCACCUCCCAUUUUGUUUUUGCUUUUAGAAACUCUGCUUUUCUCCGAAAUUGGAAUUUAUUAUUGUAUAAUUGUACUGUGGAUUGUGGAACCAUUUAAUUUCUGUAGCUUUGUUUAUGGAGUAUAAUCAAACUACUUGAAUCUG